Clonostachys byssicola is the source of this 1104-nucleotide messenger RNA. NCBI's taxonomy places the organism in Eukaryota, Fungi, Ascomycota, Sordariomycetes, Hypocreales, Bionectriaceae. The record is from the annotation of a GenBank genome assembly.
AUGGCGGACUCCAUGGAUGUCCCCGGAGGAAGAGUUCUCAGGAGGAUGACUGAGGAUGUCUAUUCCCCCGAGGAUGUUUUGGUUCUGAUCGCCACGGUCCUAUCCUUGUACAACGCCAUCGAACUCCUCGUCCUCAUAUUCCUCAAGUUUAAGCGACGCAGCGGCCUGUAUUUCUGGAGCCUCUCCCUCGCCUCCUUUGGAAUUAUCCCCUACUGUAUCGGAUGGAUGCUUAUCCAAUUCGGCUUCAGCCAUGCGUGGGUAGGUAUGAUCAUUGAUUCCAUUGGAUGGAUCUUGCUAGUCUCAGGUCACUCCGUGGUUCUGUACUCGAGGCUUCACCUGGUCCUUCAGAACAGUAUCAUUCUGCGGGGCGUGCUGGGCAUGAUUAUUGUCAACGCCAUCGUUUGGCACCCUACUAUCACUGUCCUUCUCUUUGGUUCGGCCUACGCAACUGGUGAUGCCAAUGUAGCCUUCAACCAUGUCUUCGGCAUCCUAGAGAAGGUACAAAUGACCUUCUUCUGCGUCCAGGAGUUCAUCAUUUCUGGCCUCUACAUAUGGAAGACGAUCGAGAUACUCAAAACAGCCUUUGGCAGCAAGAGGGUGUUCCUUUGGAAGCUGUACUCCAUCAAUGUGUUUAUCGUGGUCAUGAACAUUGCUCUGCUCGCCAUCGAGUAUAAGAGUUUAUUCCUCUGGGAGCAGGGAGUCAAGGUCAUUACGUACUCGGUCAAGUUAAAGCUCGAAUUUGCCGUUUUUGGCCAGCUCGUCGAAUUUGUGCAGCACCGCACGGGCAACACUUUGAGCGACCUGACGGGCGCCAACACGGGCGCCUUUGUCGAGCUUUCUGGUAGCCGGACAAAGAAGGAUACGAAGAGCCGAUCGAUGACAGGCAGGGGGGAGGCGAUUCACAUGGAGAAUAUUAAGACAAAUGUGACAUCGACGACGGCGACAGGCAAGAAUUCCUCCGUACUGGGCACCUUGGACCACAGUCAGAUUAAAGUCACCACGAGAAUUGACGUAGACACCAACAGGGGUAGCCGUGUGUCUGGGGAUAGCGAUAGCACGCGUCAUUUGUACGAGGGUGCUAUCCAGGAGAUUGCGAGAUCCUAG